Messenger RNA from Cloeon dipterum, 1003 nucleotides. Its product is annotated as zinc finger protein 226-like. Gene Ontology annotation, molecular function: RNA polymerase II transcription regulatory region sequence-specific DNA binding; DNA-binding transcription factor activity, RNA polymerase II-specific. Gene Ontology annotation, cellular component: nucleus. The record is from RefSeq and is a predicted model, not a curated record. The transcript has 3 exons. Lineage: Eukaryota; Metazoa; Arthropoda; Insecta; Ephemeroptera; Baetidae. Gene Ontology annotation, biological process: regulation of transcription by RNA polymerase II. The coding region runs from base 44 to 988 and encodes 314 amino acids.
UUCGGAUCCCUCUUUGCCUCACAACUCCAUUCGUCCAACGAAAAUGCUGCAUGUAAGACCGCCUUGUCUUCUCUGCAAGUGUCCGACGGCGAAUGGUGGUGUCCACCCGUCAAAAGUGGACAAGAAAAAACUUGACGUGCUUCUCGGACGAGAAGUGAUUGAUGACCAUGUCCUGAUUUGCUACUUUUGCAUUUGGCAGACGCGGUGCUUGGAAGAAGUCACGUCUUCAGCUUGGAGCCCGCGACAAAUGCGUUUGGACAGCACAACCAAACAGCUGAGGAAGCAUUAUUUUGCAAGUAACGUUCGUCAGUGUUACGUGAAAUUGAGGCAAAUUGAUCUGCCCAGCAGACACGAGGGCAAUGACCAGUUGAUCAUCCCGCCUGACUUCAGAGAAGCAGCCCGAAUGUGCGUCAAGGCAGUUUACAAGAGGCCAAAGGAAGAAGACGGUUACGUACGAUUCAAGUGCCUGUUUUGCACCAAGAAUUUUACCAGCAUGAGCCAGUACAAACUGCACGUUACAAUUGACCAUUCGCAAUUUUCAAUUGGCUGCCCUUCUUUCGGCUGCAUUAGUUUCUUUGCCGACGAAGAGGAAAUGAAAAGACACUAUGAUAUUUUUCACAAGAAAGGCUUUGAGGUGACUCAAACCAAUCCAAGAAGGAAACUGUAUCAAACUACAUUCUUCAUAUGCGACGAGUGCAAUUUGUUUUUCUCGACCAGGGGGCAAUUGAGGAAGCAUUGCGCAACUGAGACACGCGAGCGAAAAAAACAACGCAAAAGUCGUCCAAUCGUGAGCUGCGACAAUUGCUAUAAGCUAUUUCAGUACGAAGGUGCGCUGCAAAAACACCGGCAACUUUGCGGACUGUUCAGCUGCUAUGAGUGCUCGACAAGUUUCUACUUGCAGAAAGACUUGGACGAUCACAUGAGGAAAAUUCAUCCAGAGGUAGAAAUUGUAAUGCUUCCUUUUGAACAAGCCUCAUUUUUGUAUUGAUGACGGAAGUGAAAU